AUGGCUGUAGUCUUCUGUGCGGUGGAGAAGCCGUGGACGAGCGCGCCGCUGAGCACGCGCCGCGGCCGCCCGGACGACGCCGUGGCGGCGCCCACGACGGAGUUCGCCAAGCAGCCAAAGAAGCGGCACCACAAGAAACACUUCCCGAAGCGCUCCAAGGAGCGCCUCCAGCACUCGCUGCUGCUCGACGACAGCGGAGACUUCGUCGCCGUUGGUGGCUUGAACCACACCGACGCGAUGCUGCGGGCCGCGGCCGCCGGGCGCGCCGGCGGGGAACCCGAGCGGGACCAGGACACACACCGACAGACGCUCCGGCCAUGGCUUCCGAGCGAGCAAGAGUUCUACGUGCACACCGCGCGCCCCGACAGCGUCGAGAUACAUCUCACCGCGGACACAGCGAGGGACAAGGACGCACGGGGAGACAGAGACAGGACACCAGAAGACACUAAGAUCAGUAUCGACGAUACACACAGAGACAAGCUCGACAGGGACAGCGCACACAAGGACGACAACAACAAGGCGCGCUCGGAGGCCAUCGCGCGGCACGCGUCCGUGUACGAGUUCAAGAAGGUGGCCGACGAGCGCGGCCGCAAGGAGCGGCGCGGGGGCAAGACCCGUGCGCAGAUGCUGAGCGAGAUACAAGGCAAACCGUUGGAAGAGAACCGCUCGUGGUCGCCCGCGCGGCACUCGGCGGACGUCGAGAAGGACUCGUGGGCCCCGUGGGACCCGUGGGGGCCGCGCGAGGCCGGCGCCGCGCCCGACGUGGUGCUCGACACGCGGUGAGGCCGGCCUGCUCUAUUAACAAGCUUAUUUGUGAAUAAAAUAGAAAAAAAAAAAAAACAAGGAGAGACCCAACUGUCCGGCUCCGAUUUCAUUUAUUUUUAUAUAUGUUAUAGACUAUUCUAAAAUAACUGACACGUAUUUUUUUGGCUGCCCCAACUCAACCU
This is a messenger RNA of Cydia pomonella (codling moth), 947 nucleotides long. RefSeq lists its product as uncharacterized. The record is from RefSeq and is a predicted model, not a curated record. The coding region runs from base 1 to 783 and encodes 260 amino acids. The transcript has 7 exons. NCBI's taxonomy places the organism in Eukaryota, Metazoa, Arthropoda, Insecta, Lepidoptera, Tortricidae.